AGCACAGCGAACCGGCCUGGACCAAGCAAGACAUUGUCGAUUGGUAUCUAGGAGGUUCAGGUGAGUAUGAGAAUGAGCCUUCCAGUCACUUGCCAACAACUAUGCAGAAGGCGGAAAUAAGUGGGAGUGGGCCUCUACCAGCCUCAAGGCAGAUGUCGGCACAGGCAGCUCCAUUCUUUCCAAAUCCGACAAUGGCAACAGCAGCAGCUUUACCCACCUGGGCAACGUCUACAAGUAAUUACAUCGAUUUGUGGACGAACAACGUCUCCACAGCCAUGCCUGUCGCUACCCCAUCACAUAUGCCACCGCCGCCACCUCCUUUUCCGCUUGGCACUAGCAACACGUCAAUCAACAAAAUCCCGCAGGUCCUGUCUUCCCAUCCAGAAGGAAUCACGCCGAACAUGACGGUCGCAACAGCAACCGAAAGAGGAAUUCUGCCUCCGCCACCGUUGGGAACCCAGAAGAACGGAAGCAUCUCUGUUCUUCCACAAUCCUUAGGUCAUAUGAGCAAGCUCAAGGAGGAAAAACCGAAGAGCAACGGUAUACUAGUUUCGUCUUCACUUUGCACGUCCAAAUUCAGAACAUCAGCGCGAAUAUCAGCCCUUACGCCGCGGCAAUUAGACAGAGAAUUCAGCACACCUUCUUUCUUACCUUCGUCUUCAUUUACAUCAGCCUUCGUUAACAUCUUAGAUGACAGUAGUGGCGAUGAAACAGAAGCUCCGACUCCUCACGAGAUCGAGCGAACAAGUUCCCAUAGCAGCGAGCUAGGAAUUGAAAUCACAACUACUUAUCAACUUGAUGCGCGGGGAUAUCUGAUCAAGCUGCCAAUGCAAAGAGGAGUUGGGUCCAGCGUGGUCCUGAAUAGAGAAAUCCGGUUAGAACGGGCGUUGCCAGUAGCAGAUCAUGAUGAGGAGCUGACCUUAGCCAGAAGUGACAGCUCAUCCUAUAGCAAUUUCCUCGCGUCGCCGUGGAAUCAAGUAAAAAAGAGGAAAACGCUGAGCCAGAGGACGAUAAAGCCAAAGAGCGAUAUGUGGAAGCCUUGGGAAGACGGUAGCAUAAAGGGCAGCACACGAAAUCGAUUCAGCGCUCUCACCGAAGAAAUCCCAACUCCUGCAAAAACUAGCUUGAACCAGAAUCACGCAGGCACAGUGAAGCAGAAACCAAGCGCCACAUCGGAAUCGGGUCUGUCCUUCUCGAACGCGACUUAUCAACAAAAAGUGGCCGCUGCGGAGGCUCCAUCGAGUUGGAAGUCUCAAGCAUGCAUCUCAGCGACCAGCUCUAUAUUUCUCUCCAACCAACAACACAACAGGUCAGCGCUAGCAUCAAAAGCUACUCCUGCGAAGAGACCA
Messenger RNA from Amoebophrya sp. A25, 1349 nucleotides. The record is from the annotation of a GenBank genome assembly. NCBI's taxonomy places the organism in Eukaryota, Dinophyceae, Syndiniales, Amoebophryaceae.